Molecule: messenger RNA, 4124 nt
Organism: Opisthorchis viverrini
Lineage: Eukaryota; Metazoa; Platyhelminthes; Trematoda; Opisthorchiida; Opisthorchiidae
Exons: 10
Coding region: 1-3504 (1167 amino acids)
Biological process (GO): nucleoside metabolic process
Molecular function (GO): catalytic activity
Source: RefSeq, a predicted model, not a curated record
AUGGAGAAGGCUUUUGCUACGGGGAACAGCCGUGCCCUUUAUCAACUGAUACGAUCGACUGGCCCUAGGAAAGCAACGGUCAGCGAGACGAUAGGUGAAAAAGAUGGCUCAUUAAUUCACUCGCAAAAACGUCGACUGGAGAGAUGGGCCGAACACUUCGAAGAGCAGUUCAGCUGGCCUCCUGCAACACAGCCGGUGGAGAUAGUGCAUACGGGCGAAUGGAAUGUAAACCUUGAUCGCCCUUCGGAAGAAGAAAUAAGGUAUGAAAUAGCCGUACUGGAACGUGAGAAGGCACCAGGACCGGACGGUCUGUAUCCAGCCCUCUUCAAAGAAGGCGGAAAUUCCCUGGUGACCCACCUGACAAAGCUUAUUGGUACUAUGUGGGACGAAGAGAAAGUGCCUGCAGAAUGGGGCAUGUCGACAGUUAUCCCUAUCUUCAAAAAGGGUGCGCGGACGCUAUGUGAUAACCACCAUGUCAUCAGCCUGUUAGCUGUAGCAUCGAAGGUGCUCUCUGGCCUUAUCCUUCGAAGGUUGACUGAACACAGGGAGAGGCAGAUCCGUGAAAACCAAGCUGGGUUCCGUCCUGCAAGAGGUUGCAUCGAUCAUAUCUUCACCCUCCGACAGAUUCUGGAACAGCGACACUGCUUCCAGCAACCAACAAUGGUUGUUUUUCUUGGUCUGAAAGCUGCCUUUGACUCUGUGGACCGCCAAGCACUAUGGCAGUGUCUGUGGUGCAAAGGUGUCCCGCAUAAAUUCUUGACCCUCAUUAAGGCGCUGUACGCCAACUCCAGCGGCCGUGUAAAGGUCUACGGGAAGCUUUCUCCUGAGUCCACCACAUCCAAUGGUGUCCGACACGGCUGUCCUCUUUCACCUUUCCUGUUUAACUUCGUCAUUGAUACGAUCAUGGAAGACUCACUACCAGCCUCUAAUGCCCGUGGGGUCGAAGUGCUCCCUGGGCCUCCGCUCACAGACAUCGAGUACGCAGACGACAUAGCUCUUCUUGGAUCUGACCCCGUGGCAAUGCAAACAAUACUAAAUAAUCUAAAUAAUUCUGCCUCGCGGUUUGGUAUGCGCUUCACACCUGCAAAGUGUAAAGUGCUACUGCAAGACUGGGUGGGCUCGAACCCUAACCUCAUGCUUGCGGAUGAACCGAUUGAGGUAGUAGACAAAUUUGUUUGCGUGGACAGCUGUAUCAGUCCCGGUGGUUUGGCGAAAGAUGAUAUUUCUAUCCAGAUUGGAAAGCAGCUUCUACAAACCUACGUCACCUGUGGCGUAGGCGUGACAUCAGCUUCUCUGUCAGGGUCAAGUUUACAAUGUUGCGGUGCGCUCCAUAUUACUAUAUGGCUCAGAAACCUGGCCGCUGCGCGCCGAGGACGUCAAAAGACUCAGUGUUUGACCAUCGAUGUCUUCGGAGCAUUGCCCGAAUCUGGUGGGAAUACCGGAUCAGCAAUUCUGAAGGUGGAUGUGAAUUUGGCCCACCACGUUGCCGGCGGACAACAUUCCGGGAUAGUUGUGAACAAGGGGAUAAAAGGAACUGAUGGCAUGGUCCUAGAUGUGCCAGAAAUGCAGCUUGAGUUCACUUGUAUUAUGUUCAACAAAAGAACAUCGGAAACACACGCAGAAAAUCGACGUCUUAAAUUCUGGUUCACUGAGGGCACCCAACAAAUCGCUCGUCUCAAUGAAUCCUACUCGUUUUUUCAAGAUCUCGUCAACCCUGAUGUGUUUCCACGAGAUUAUGCCGGAUUCAUCAAGAAAAUACUGGACCAGCUACACGGGUCUCGUUUCCCUCGACUCCGUCGCGUCGACCUGGAUCUGGUAACACUCGACCCUCGGGAACAAGAGGCUCUAGUACCAGAAAGAGACAAACGACCACCGGAACAAGUGAUUCGUGAAGCGAUUCAAAUGCGUUUGGAGGAAGCCUACCCCAAUGUGUUGUCUAUGGAGGACCUAGUCCGGAUCUUGGAGAUUGAAGACCGAGCCUUGCUCAAGCUUCAGCUGGAAGCUUUACAAGAACGUGACUUGAUACAACUCGUUCCGUUGGAAGGUAAAAACGUUGGUCAGCUUGGAUUUCGGCGUAAGAUCCAUCUUCAAAACCAAGAUCCCUAUCGUGGAUACCAUCAUUGUGUGGAAAUAGCACCAGGUUUGUGCUAUAAAACGACUGCACUACCCCGUCAGUCCACUGAACAAUUUCUUAUUUGUUUCUCACUUUCUUCUCGCCUUCAUCCCCAUCUGAAAUCAGAGGUCAAAGAAGUCAAAGAGGCGGACCACAUGAAACGGGUGUCGACAUCGGAGAAGCCGACUAUAGCCAUAAUAACGAAUUUGCUUUGUGAGAAACUUGCUGUGGACGCAAUGAUCGAACAGAAAACCACCUUUGUACGCUAUAAAACGGAAGGUGGUGAAUCCAAUGUCUACACCAUUGGAAACAUCGGUCCUCAUCGUGUCAUCUCCACGAAGCUAGCAAUGGUUGGAAGAGAGCUCCAAGCAAAAAUAUCCUCGGCCAGCAUUACCACACGUCUUUUGGGUAGGUUAUCAUCAAGUUCAUUUGAGUCAUCUUACCACGUGCCGUUGUUUAUCAAAGACCUGUUUUGUGAGCUGUUUCUGUUGAUGCUCAUUCCCCAUUGGUCCACUUUACCACCACUUUAUCGUAAUCCGUCGCUUUCACAUAUGUUUCCAGGUGCAUUCCAGACGGUACAACAUGUGUUCCUAGUCGGUGUGGGUGGUAGCGUGCCACAUGUGUACGAGUUCGAGAAACAUUCGAGGCUCGGAGAUGUUGUUGUCAGUGCCCCAGUCCGGUCGUCGAACGGCCGCAGUCCCAUGGGAAACGGAACUCAUUCAUCUGUUUGCCCUCUGGAUGUGAACAAGCCGGGCGACCCGGUCUACAUCUAUUGUGAUCAUUUGAUCGAACGCGACCCAAAAACACCGAAAUCCACUCCAUUCAAAUUCGUACUCAAGCGAUACGAAAUUAGGGACUCAACUUUGUUGAAUUGUGUUGAUCGGGUGUUGGACCGUUUUGAAUCCGACCCGAGCAACUGUCAAUGGGCUCAGAUUCUAACCUCAUGCACAAAUGCUGUGGGUGAACAUGAAUGUUCCGUCAACUUCAGUCGACCUCCUCCAGAAACGGAUAAACUCAAAUUGAAGAUAGAUGAAGGUGUACGGGUAGACAUAAAACACCCGGAAAUUCCGGAGGAUUUGGAACGAUUUUAUCCACCCGGCAUCCCGGCCGUUCGACUGGGUUGUUUUGGAUCAGGACGACCAAUCACGGACAACGACAAGUUGCGCGAUUUCUUUGCAAAAGAACACCAGUUGCUAUCUUACGACUCUGAAUACGAUCAAGUCCUGGAGUCUGUAUUGGGCAACGGAUUGAAUUCAUUCCUCAUCAUUCGUGGAAUGGCGGAUUAUGUAGAAGGAAGACAAGACACCCAAUGGCAACCGUAUGCAGCACUUGCCGCAGCCUCGUUUAUGAAGGCGGUUAUCCUCGAGCUUCCUUCGUCUUAUAGCCCAUAGUUAGGCACAGUUCAUUUGCUAUCGCCUUUAUUUUUUUGUUUUCGGCUCCGCUAUUUGCCAAAGACAUGGAUGUUCAACCUCAUUUCCCCACCGUUUAUAUGUUACUCGUUUGCUCACCAUGUUGGACUAUUACUAGUAGUAUGUACAGCCUUAUUCACCCGUUCACAAUCAACAACUUUACCUAACUUACAAUAACACUUUUGGCCUCAUUUCAUUUGAUUUUGUUUUCCCUCUCCCCAUCAUUCUAUCGCAACCCGAGUGCAACUUGUGGGAAUUCCCGGUUCUUCUUUUCUUUCGACCGAUUGACUAUUUUAUACGUUUCAAUCCAAUAGCAAAUUUCGCCAUGCUUGUUCACUCUCGGAUUUGCACAAAUUAAGAUGGAAGUUGUCCCGUUCAUUCCUAUUCCAUCUGAAUCUCACGGAACUAAAUCGGUCGCUGUUAGGUUAAUACUUAUUCGUUUAUACAUUUUUGGGGUAAAACCUGUGAAAGGCUGGUUGCUUCGGCAUUAUUCAGGGUACCUGGUGAUUUAUUUCAGGUCAAAUUCUGUACUAUUCACCACCACCCUCCAUGCCUGCAAGGGCCUCUAAGGAGUUUCAGUUUUGACCGUCAACCGAUUCAAC